Molecule: messenger RNA, 1749 nt
Organism: Daldinia childiae
Lineage: Eukaryota; Fungi; Ascomycota; Sordariomycetes; Xylariales; Hypoxylaceae
Exons: 4
Coding region: 1-1749 (582 amino acids)
Biological process (GO): positive regulation of transcription by RNA polymerase II
Cellular component (GO): nucleus
Molecular function (GO): transcription cis-regulatory region binding; zinc ion binding; DNA-binding transcription factor activity, RNA polymerase II-specific
Source: RefSeq, a predicted model, not a curated record
AUGUUUCGAUAUAAAUGUAGCAAAGAGAAAAAGAAGAAAUGCGAUGAGAAACGGCCGCGAUGUGCACGAUGCAUCGAAAAGGAUCUUCAAUGCACCUACGAGGCAGUGAGACCGCGCCAACGGAGAAAGAAGGAUCCUUCGCAGCCUGGAUUUACACAAGAUUACGGGAGGGCGCGUGAACCUAUCCUAGAUGAUGAUCAGUGGCAAGAGGUUACGGUCGAUGGUGUUUCUGAGUCCGAUUGUCUCAGUCCUAUAGAUACUAAGUUUAACGACAUGUCUCCAAUGAGCUUUAAUGAAAGUGCGCUGUCUCCAGUCGAUGUCAGCCCUACGGUAUACGAAUACGACGAUGCAGAUGAUGGGGAUCAAGUACAAGAGGUGGUGCGGAGGAAUUCAAGCACUAAUGUGGUCUCCCAGGCACGAUCUCUGCAACCAGACCUCGCUAUGAUUGCUCCUUGUCCCGUCGGCUCCCCGACGCUCGAAUUUGUUCUGCCAGUAUUCUCAGAGUUUUCGGAUCGUCCUAACCGGCGCGCCCUGGUCGAUCACUUCUGCAAUGUUAUGUCACACUUGAUAGUUUUCCGGGAGGAGUCUGGCAAUCCGUUUCAACAGCUAGUCCUGCCGCUCUCCUCUAAAAGUGCCCCUAUCAUGAAUGCCGUAUAUGCAUUAGCAAGCGCCCACCUAGAGUACCGCGGAAUUUCAACACCAGAAAAGUCGUUAUACUUUCACAAUCGAGCUAUUCAAGGUUUGGCUAGGCUAAUUGAGCAGGAAGGGAAGGUUGAUAAGACUGAACUUCUUGCAGCUAUCAUGCUGUUAGUGUACUACGAAGUACUUGUCCAGCGUGGACGGACAAGUAUAGUAGACGGACAUCUCAAGGGAGCCCUGACUAUCAUGUCCUCUUCUGAAGGAGAGUCCACACCUGCUAGCCUCUUCUUAGAGCGUGCUUUCCGGUUCUACGAUGUUAUUACGGCGCUCUCGCUAGGAUCUGCCCCUCUUUCAACAGCUCCAGCUGCUGGCUGCCUCGUACCAUUCCCCCCCUUGGACGCCCCGGCGGUGUCUCCUCUCAGCAACGUUGAUAGCUUACUUGGGAUGGCCACUACCCUGUGGCCUAUUAUGCAUCGCCUAUCUAACCUGCUCUCUCUCAAGAAUGAUAUCGAGAAGGCAUGCCAAGAGAAUCAAACCUCCAAAAGCGCUGUCCUUAGAAUGGAGUUUGAAACUACUUCUCAGGCUAUCGAAACCGCUCUCACGCAAUGGGAACCAUUUCUCCCUCCAAAUAUAAUUGUUGAGAAUGGAGUGUUGAGAGGCUCUAGCGGCCGAGAAGAGAUCCCAGAGCAACAACGCCUCCAAUCCACCCUACACAACUCCCUAGCCUAUCGUCAUAGCGCAUUUGUAUAUCUAUAUCGUACUAUAUAUGGGUACUCGCCACGUCGUGAGGUGGUACAAAAGCAUGCUCACGUGGCACUCACACAUUGCGUUGGAACAGUCACCCACAGAGGACCUAUGGGAGCAUUGUUAUGGCCUUUGUUUGUAGCCGCGUGUGAGGCGGUAAACGCAGAAGAUAGAGCACUCGCUCAGGAGGCGUUUGUCGGGAUUGAUCAGCGCCAAGGUAUGACCAACAUAGGCCAGGCUUGGAAUGUCGUCCAAGAAGUCUGGAAAAGGUUAGAUGAUAUAAAUGACGAUUCCUCUGCAGUUUAUGAAUCCGAUCUGUGGAGGAAGAUUAGCGCUGAGAUGGGAGUUAGCAUCGUUUUUGGCUGA